Messenger RNA from Dioscorea cayenensis subsp. rotundata (Guinea yam), 1088 nucleotides. Its product is annotated as NAC domain-containing protein 35-like. Gene Ontology annotation, biological process: regulation of DNA-templated transcription. Bases 54 to 968 code for a protein of 304 amino acids. NCBI's taxonomy places the organism in Eukaryota, Viridiplantae, Streptophyta, Magnoliopsida, Dioscoreales, Dioscoreaceae. The transcript has 3 exons. Gene Ontology annotation, molecular function: DNA binding. The record is from RefSeq and is a predicted model, not a curated record.
UAUAUGUAUAUAUAUAUAGAUAUAGAUAUGUGUUGAAGAUAGACAUGUGAUCAAUGAUGGCAAUAACAGGAGAGGCGGUCACCGGAGAGGAAGACGGCAAAGACGGCUAUGGGCAAGAUCUAGUGAUGCCCGGUUUUCGAUUUCAUCCGACCGAAGAAGAGCUCAUCGAUUUUUAUCUUCGGCGCAAAAUCGAGGGCAAGAGGUUCAAUGUGGAGCUCAUUUCUUUCCUAGAUCUAUACCGCUAUGAUCCUUGGGAACUUCCUGCAUUGGCGACGAUCGGAGAAAAAGAGUGGUUCUUUUAUGUUCCGAGAGAUCGAAAAUAUCGAAACGGUGAUAGACCGAAUAGAGUGGCAAGCAAUGGGUAUUGGAAAGCAACCGGAGCUGAUCGGAUUAUCCGGAACGAGAAGAGCCAACCGAUAGGACUAAAGAAGACGCUCGUCUUUUAUUCCGGUAAGGCACCGAAAGGCGUUCGCACUAGUUGGAUAAUGAAUGAGUACCGUCUUCCUCCUUCAACUGACACCAACAUCAAUGAACAACAAAAGCAAAAGGUGGAGAUCUCCCUCUGCAAAAUUCACCAACGUGCUCGACAUGAAGAAAAAGAAAAAGAAAAAUUACCGCAAGCAAAACUCAAAGAUGAUAGCGGUACUACUUCAACUUUGGCUUCAAAUUCGACGAAAACAAUUGAACAAGUUUGUGAUUCACAAAAUGAGAGUAGUAGCUUCAAAGAGCCGACUUGUUUGCCGUCAUCAGCCAUAAUGUCAGUUGAAGAUGAGUUUAAUCAGAUUUUCGGUUACAAUAGAGGAGGGUAUGUUCAACAGCAAAACCAGUUGAUUUCUUUUAUGCAACAGCCCCAAAUGCUUCCUCCUAAUGCGGUGGCUCCCAAUUCACUUGCUGCCAUUUCUUCUGACAAGCUCUGGGAUUGGAAUUCACUUCAAGACACUGCAAACAAAUACACCAUUUUCAAGUGAUAAUCAAAUGUUGCUGAAUUUGCUUUCUUUUUUAGCUUAAAUAUUAGUGUAUGUAAUUUUGUUCAAAACCUUUUGAAAUUUUAUAGAUAUAAGAAGCUGCUUAGUUUGUUAGAAAAUUUG